AUGAAAAAACAAAUCUUUUGUCAGUUUCUAGUCGUAUGCAUGCUGUUGUGGUCAUCUCAAAUUCAGGGAAAUAGAUGUGAUGAUUCAGGCAUCCAAGCUCUAAUGGCUUGUGGAUAUUCUAUCGCCAAGGAGCUGUCAUCUCCUCCGAAACCAUUAGAUGGUUGUUGCACCGCUGUCCGAAUCAUUGGGAUGAAAUGCGUCUGCGAAAUCAUCAAUAAGGAAAUCGAAUCCGCCAUUGAUAUGCAAAAGCUCGUCAAUGUUGCUUCUGCUUGUGGCCGUCCACUUGCUCCUCAUUCACAAUGCGGAAGUUACCUAGUUCCCGGUGUUGCAUGAUGAAUGAAACUUGCAUAAGCUAAUGUGGAUUUCUUUAAAUACUUAUGCUAAAUAAAUCUAAACUAUU
Molecule: messenger RNA, 400 nt
Organism: Brassica oleracea var. oleracea
Lineage: Eukaryota; Viridiplantae; Streptophyta; Magnoliopsida; Brassicales; Brassicaceae
Exons: 2
Coding region: 1-333 (110 amino acids)
Source: RefSeq, a predicted model, not a curated record